Molecule: messenger RNA, 1040 nt
Organism: Soboliphyme baturini
Lineage: Eukaryota; Metazoa; Nematoda; Enoplea; Dioctophymatida; Soboliphymatidae
Source: the annotation of a GenBank genome assembly
UUGUCUAUUGUAGGUUGUCACGACAAAACCGGUGCUGUAUACCCCGUUGGAGGAACGUAUAAAAUUAACUGCAACUUAUGCACAUGCGAACCGACGAUUGAUGGAUAUCGAUUCCACUGCAAGGACGAAGUUCCCUGCGUAAUUCAAGAGGACCUCUAUGAGAAGGUUCACCGCGGUCGAUACAGCUGGCAAGCACAGAACUACAGCCAAUUCUGGGGUCUGACGCUGGAGGAUGGAAUCAGGUAUCGACUGGGAACGCUGCUGUCAGAUAGGACCGUGAAGAACAUGAACGAGUUACCGAUCGAGAUGAUCCCACCUCUACCUGAAAGAUUCGAUGCACGCGAGAAGUGGCCUGGUUUCAUACACCCGAUCAGGGACCAGGGAGAUUGCGGUGCCUCUUGGGCAUUUUCUACCACAUCUACCGCCGCCGAUCGGCUCGCAAUUCAAUCCAAUGGCAAAUACCAUGACGUGCUGUCAGCUCAACAACUUCUCUCCUGUGACGUGGAUAAGCAAAGAGGUUGCAACGGUGGAUAUUUGGAUCGAGCAUGGCGAUACAUCCGACAGCACGGAGUUGUGAGCGAAGAAUGCUAUCCAUACGUUAGCGGAAGCACAAGCCAACAAGAGAGUUGCAAGAUUCCACAUGACCACAAAGUCUAUUGCGUGAACGACCCUAGUGACAACAGAGUCUUCAAGAUGACUCCGGCAUACCGAAUCUCCUCCAAGGUACGGCAACUUCGGGGAUUACUCAAGCCGAAACUGAGUGCUGAUUUAUUCAAAUUUCAGGAGGAAGACAUCAUGACUGAGAUAAUGGUCAAUGGUCCCGUACAAGCGACGUUCCUUGUUCACGAAGAUUUCUUCAUGUACAAAGAAGGUGUAUAUCAACAUGAACCUAUAGCCGCACAGAAAGGCUCACAGUACACUCGAUCUGGAUAUCAUUCAGUUCGAAUCUUGGGAUGGGGUAUUGAUCAUUCGACCGGCAGACCGAUCAAAUAUUGGGUACGUUGCCAGAAUUCUUUAUUAAAUAAUUUCUCAUCUUAAGA